Messenger RNA from Scatophagus argus, 3191 nucleotides. It is a transcript of the gene tfap2a, whose product is annotated as transcription factor AP-2 alpha. The transcript is spliced from 7 exons. NCBI's taxonomy places the organism in Eukaryota, Metazoa, Chordata, Actinopteri, Scatophagidae. Gene Ontology annotation, cellular component: nucleus. Gene Ontology annotation, biological process: regulation of transcription by RNA polymerase II; regulation of cell population proliferation; anatomical structure development. The record is from RefSeq and is a predicted model, not a curated record. Gene Ontology annotation, molecular function: DNA-binding transcription factor activity, RNA polymerase II-specific; RNA polymerase II transcription regulatory region sequence-specific DNA binding. Bases 558 to 1832 code for a protein of 424 amino acids.
CAAUGGACGUCAUUUAAGCGCAGACUCCUGCCUUGAGUUGCGUCCUCCGCUUCACGCCCGAUUUCCGACCAUUCUUUCCUUAUUAUUAAGUAUUCCUGUAAUAUUAAUAGUCAUGAAUGCGUUCUAUUAGGAGUCCAAGAGGAAGACGAAGAAGCGGCUCUUUUGCUAAUAUGAGCUCAAGCGAGGGGACAGCAGCACUGUGAUAGAAGCCAGGAGAGCAGGGAGAAAAGAGGGCUCACACCAAGAGAAACUUUUCGACCCAAAUCCGCCAGCACCGUCGAACAUCUGCGUUUUUAGACCCAAAUGAAGGGCAGCGGGGAUCUAACCGUUUAUUUCUGAUGGAUUAUCGUCCUGCUGCUGUGGCACAUAUCUGAUCGUCGGGGCCAUCGUGAUCGUGCAGGAGUCUUUUCGGAGGGCUCACAUCUUUUUUUUUUCCUUUUUGUUUGUUUUGUUUUGUUUUGCUGGUUGAUUCCCUGUGCUCGCCCCUCCAGCACCCGAAGUGGUUUUUUUUCUUAACUGAUUAUUCUUUUCUUGAGUCGCACCUCAAAUCCUUUUAGAUGUUAGUGCACAGUUUUUCCGCGAUGGACCGUCACGACGGCACCAGCAACGGGACAGCCAGGCUACCUCAGCUGGGCGGCGUGGGCCAGAGUCCCUACACGAGCGCCCCUCCGCUCUCCCACACACCGAACUCGGACUUCCAGCCCCCGUACUUCCCCCCGCCCUACCAGCCCAUCUACCCGCAGUCUCAGGACCCUUACUCGCACGUCAACGACCCGUACUCCCUGAACUCCCUGCACGCCCAGCCGCAGCCGCAGCACCCGGGCUGGCCGGGCCAGAGGCAGGGUCAGGAGAGCGGCCUGCUGCACCAGCACCGCAGCCUGCCCCACCAGCUGUGCCGGGAGUACCGCAGGGAAGUGCUUCUACCGUCCGGCCACGGCAUCGACACGGGACUGUCGGACUCUAUCCCUAUCCAUGGAAUACCUCACUCUUUAGAAGACGUUCAGCCUGUUGACGAUCAAGGAGUUCACAUUCCCGACCAGACUGUAAUUAAAAAAGGUCCAGUGUCUUUAUCCAAGAACAACAACAUCUCCGCCAUCCCCGUAAAUAAAGACGGUCUUUUCGGAGGGGUGGUAAACCCCAACGAGGUGUUCUGCUCGGUUCCGGGUCGCCUGUCCCUCCUCAGCUCCACAUCAAAGUACAAGGUCACGGUGGCGGAGGUGCAGAGACGCCUCUCGCCGCCCGAGUGCCUCAACGCCUCUCUGCUGGGCGGGGUGCUGAGGAGGGCCAAAUCUAAGAACGGAGGAAGAUCCUUAAGGGAGAAGCUGGAUAAAAUCGGCUUGAAUCUACCUGCGGGCAGACGCAAGGCAGCCAACGUCACCUUGCUGACGUCACUGGUGGAAGGCGAAGCGGUACAUCUUGCCAGGGAUUUUGGUUAUGUAUGCGAGACCGAGUUCCCAGCCAAGGCAGUAGCUGAAUAUGUAAACCGUCAGCAUUCCGACCCAAACGAACAAGUCCAAAGAAAAAACAUGCUAUUGGCCACAAAGCAAGUCUGCAAAGAGUUCACAGACCUGCUGUCCCAGGACCGCUCGCCGCUGGGAAACUCACGGCCGCAGCCCAUUCUUGAACCGGGAAUCCAGAGCUGUUUGACCCACUUCAGUCUAAUCUCGCACGGUUUCGGGACCCCGGCGCUGUGCGCGGCCGUCACGGCCCUGCAGAACUAUCUGACCGAGGCUAUCAAGGCCAUGGACAAAAUGUACCUCAACAACAACCCCAACAGUCACUCAGAUAACGGCACUAAAGGCGGAGACAAAGACGAGAAGCACAGAAAGUGAUGUUUCCAUCCCACCUUCACCGGGGGCCAAACCCCGGGGCCAAACCCCGGGGCCCUUCUUCUACACCGACCCACACCCCUCCGCCUCGCCCCGGCCCCCACCCAUCCAAUAUAAAUAUUAUAAAUACCUUAUAAAUACUAUUGAUAAAGUUAAACGUGCCACUUCCUGAUCUUGCGCGGUUUUACAUGUUUUCUUUUUACAUCCCACUUUGGAUUCACGGGAAAACGACGCAAGAAUCUUCUUCUUCCAACACCUGAACCGUACGAAAUGUUAUUAUUAAAAAAAAAGAAAAGAAAAGAAAAGAAAUGAAAAGAAAAGAAAAGAAAAGAAAGGCUGCAGAGGAUCAGCUCCAGGGCGAGGAAAAAGGUGUACUGCCUCAGCCAGAGGACUUUUUAUGUACCCCCCCCAUCUUAUUUUUUAUGAGCUGCAACGAAAGGACUGAAAUCCAGCGACCCCUCCGAUAUCUCAAAGCUCAAUUUUACUGAUUUUACGAUUGUGACGAAAAGCGAAGCUAAAAGAGGACGAAUUCUUAUCAGUAUUGUGAAUAAUAAACUUGAAAAACAAAGAGAAAUUCCACAGAGCUCCAUGUCAUGACUUCAGUUGUAGACUCUCUCUCUCUCUCACUCUCUCUAUCCAAGCGACCAACUUGAACUUUUUGAAUUUCAACACGAUUCACGGUUAUAUAAGGGAAUCAGUGUUCAUGUAUGUAUAUAUUUAUUUAUGUGUAAUUUAAUGGGAAUUGUAAAUAUGGUGCGUCUGUUGAAACUUCUUUUUUUAUUUAUCUGGUGCCUCCUGUUUUAGUGGGUUUGAAUAUUCGGUUAGUUCUUCAUGUGAUUUUAUGGUUCUUAGAAAAACAGAAGUUUGGGGUAUUUUUAUUUCUCUGGGAUAUUUCAAUUUCAGCCCUCUUGUAGCAUGUUGAGGCGACAUUGAAGCAAGUGAACAAAUUUAAUAGAAAUAAACUUCCAUUUCUCUCUCUAUAUAUCAUCCUUAUUCAGUUUUUUUAAAUUUGAGACAGAGUGUAAGUGAGGACCCUGAGGAGAACUCAUUUUUUUGUGUUUCUAUUUUCGUUUUUAUACAAGCUUUUAUGUGUUGUGCCAAUCAGAAUACGUUUCACCUCUUGUUCUCUCCUUGAAGCACCAUAAAAGCAAUAAAUGGAAUAUUGUCUUUUUUAAAUGUUGGAAGACAUUCAAAAAAACAUUUUUUGGGACCACCUGAUAUCUUGUUAUGUCCGAUAAUGUCCAAAAUUGGAGGCGGUUUUAGCUGUAUUGUAUAGACAUGUGCUGGCAAUAGUUCCCAUGCCUGUCAAUGUAUUAUAGUCCUUUGUUGCCCAGAAAAAAAAUAAAUAUUUGAUACGCUUCA